AUGACGGCUGCUUACGAGUUCGACUAUCCUCCUUCCUCUCCAAGGGAACUGGCAUUCCGUGAAGAGAAUUUUCAGGAAAACGCGCCACGUGACUUCAGUAAAAGAUCUUUUUCAUCAGCAUUCAGCAACGAGGGUAAGCUGCCAGAAAAUGAUGGUAAAAAAAAGAAACGAGAUGCAGCAGUUGCUACCGAUGACUCUGAGGAAUCAGACUCCGGUGAAGAAGGAAUCAGCAUAGAAGAACUAAAGAAAACAACCGGAUGGAAGUUGUUAAUGAAGAACUUGAAUAAACAUUUCAAGCCCAAGGACUUUGACAGUCAGUGA
Messenger RNA from Pocillopora verrucosa, 321 nucleotides. RefSeq lists its product as uncharacterized. The record is from RefSeq and is a predicted model, not a curated record. NCBI's taxonomy places the organism in Eukaryota, Metazoa, Cnidaria, Anthozoa, Scleractinia, Pocilloporidae.